Messenger RNA from Exaiptasia diaphana, 4369 nucleotides. RefSeq lists its product as uncharacterized. Gene Ontology annotation, molecular function: Wnt receptor activity; Wnt-protein binding. Lineage: Eukaryota; Metazoa; Cnidaria; Anthozoa; Actiniaria; Aiptasiidae. Gene Ontology annotation, cellular component: plasma membrane. Gene Ontology annotation, biological process: non-canonical Wnt signaling pathway; canonical Wnt signaling pathway. The transcript is spliced from 16 exons. The record is from RefSeq and is a predicted model, not a curated record.
CAAUCAGCUAUCUUUAAGACAGAGCAAGAAAAAGAUGAAAGUUUCAAUAUGGUGUCUAGCAAUUCUUUUCAUCCAUCUGUCUGAUGGAAGAAGUCCACCUUUGCCAGUACAGAAAUGUACAAAGAUUACUCACCUCCAAUGUAAGAAUGCUGGAUAUCCUAACACAGCACCAUUUCCUGAUAUUCAAGGCAAACCUUACCAAGAAGUCAAAGGAAAGGAACUAAAUAUCUACCUUGGUGGGCUAAGUUCGUGCGCUAAAACGUCCAGCGCUGCUGUUCUAUGUUCGCUGUACUUUCCAAAGUGCGUAGAACAUCUAUCGAGACCUGUCCUGCCAUGUCGAAGCGUGUGCAACGAUUUCGUUCAUAAAUGCAGCAAAGAGUUACAUCUUGUGGCAAUGCAAGGGAUGCUUUCUGCAAUGUGUGAUCUAUUGCCGAUAUAUGAUAGCAAUAAUCCUGAUACAUGUUUUGUACCUGAAGGAUUCAGAGUCAAUCAAGCUCAUAGCGGUAUGAACAAGACUCAAUGUCACAAAGUUGGUAUUUCUAACUGUCAAGACGAUCUUCACUACAAUACAACGUUUGUCGCCACCGAAACGCAAAACAAAUCAAACGUUCAUCUUCUCCAAUCAGUUAUUGCUACAAAAUGCUCGCUAAACAUUGAAAAGUUUACUUGCUUUACCCGUUUUCCACCCUGUUCUGAAGGCCUGGUCCAGAUUCCUUGUAAAUCUACUUGCGUAGAAAUCAACAACUCGUGCAAAAGUUCAUUUCAGCAAUACAAUAUUCCUGUGACGGACUGUGAUUUCUUGUACCCCGACAAACAAGGGAAAAACGGGAUAUGUACUUUGUCGAAAUGGCCGGCUCCUUGGUCCGCUGGAGUGCAACCUACUCCUAUACCUCCUGUUUGCAAUAAGUGUAACAAGAUAUCGAUCAAAGAAUGCGCUAACGUUGGGUACAGCCAUACCUUCCACUUCAAUGACAUCAAUAAAGUACCGUACCAAAACCACACGGCAGCUGCACUGGAAAAGUUUUUAAAACUCUUAACUUGCUCAAAGUAUGCCCAAACCAUACUUUGCUCGUUGUACCUACCAAAAUGUGACCUAAAAACGUGCUCUUCAAAGCCGGUCCUUCCUUGUCGGAGAGUGUGUUACGAAUUCGUCAGAAGUUGUGAUAAGUAUUUGGCAUUAGCGGCAAUCCAUGGGUUAAUGAUCGGGCUUUGUGACUUGCUUCCUUGGAAUAACACAGCUGCUAGUCCUUGCUUCCUGCCAAAAGGAUUCAAACCAACCGCACAAGUAUAUCAAAGACAAGUGUGCUACCCAGUUGUUUCCAAUGACGACCAAUGCCAUAAGGACUUUUCGUACAACGCUACCUUCAUCAAUCCUAAAGAUCCAAACAUUCCCAAAUCCCACCUCCUACAGCCAGUCAUUGCCUCGAAUUGUUCAGCCAAAGCUGAAAAGUUCUUUUGCUACACAAGAUUUCCGCCUUGCCGUGAUGAAAGUCACUUGACCGUUCCUUUGCCGUGCCGUUCAAUGUGUAAAGAAGUAUUGGGAAAGUGCAAAGAUGUUUUCAACAAGUAUGGUCUCCCUAUGGCUGACUGCAACUUUUUGCUUCCUGAUCUUGAAGGAGAAGAUGGUAUUUGCCAAGCCGAUGCUUUUCCGGUGCCGUUUCGUCAUUUUAAACACAGUGAGAUUCAUCACAUCCAUUUACCAGGGGAUAAAAAGGUGAAUGGUGGUCUAAUUGCCGGUAUGGUUGUAUUACUCAUCGUGGUGAUUGUAGCAGUAGCGAUUGGUGUAAUGUACUACAGGAGAAAGAAGUUUGUAGAACCCUUCCAACCUAAGGAACUACACAAUACCGAGGGAAAAAAUCAAGGAAAUGUCUCUACCAUAUUUGAAAUCGCUCGCGGAGUGGACUUCUUGCUUGUUAGUCCUGUCGAUGCAUCUUUAAGGUUUUCAACUUUAUUUGCUUUUUGGUUUAUCGCGGGGAUGGGGAUGAUCAAAGAAAGCUCCUCGAUCUGUAAUUCCUUCAACCAAGACACAGGACUUACUAAGAAGUGUGGAUACUCAGCAACAGUCAAUUUUACUCAUCCUUCGCAGUAUCAAGAAGCCAUUAAAAGCUUGGAGACUUUUUCGAUGCUUUUUGAUAAAUGCUCAUCGUAUGCAAGUCUUAUUGGCUGUUCUCUAAAUGUUCCAAGAUGCGAAGAAAACAUAUCAGGACCUUUUCUGCCAUGCCGAAGAGUCUGUGAUGAAUUCCAAAAGCAAUGUAGUGACACAAUACUCAAGUUCGGAAUGGAGUGGAUUAUUGGGAUGUGCCAACUCCUACCUGAAAAAGAUGAUCCCAACACAAAACUAGGAUACCUUGGAAGGUGCUUUGAACCGCCAAACUUCAAGACAACAAUUACAAAAAGUUUACCACUAAAAUGCAACAGCCUGAUAGUUCCAGUUUGUCAGAACAUUGGCUACACUAAAACAGUUAUGUCAGAAAAGUCGCAAAAGGCUUUCUCUACUUGGGCCAGCGAAAAACUAAAAGUACAAAGURGAGACCCUUCUUGUGACCUUGCUGGAAAGAAGCUCUUCUGCAUGCAAAAUUUCAUGCAUUGUGUAGAUAACAAAGCUGCUUCUUACUGUCGKUCUAAGUGUGAAAGGUAUUUUGAGAUGAACUGCACAUCGCCGUACAAACCCAACGAAUAUGCAAUGUGCUUGGAAAGUCCCACAGGAAGAAAUGAAAUGGCGCUUGGAAGUGAUGUUUGUUUUUAUGAUAACUGGCCUAGAGCAAUGAACUGGCCUCAAGUCAGAAACAAACAGUCAAUAGUUACUUCAAGUACAACACCCAGWCCUGAAGGGGCGGGUAUUCAAGAUAGARUAACAUCAUCAUCGCCUCCUGCUAUUUUCAGCAGCAGACCGACUUCAAAGGAAAUAAAGGAUCAAAAAACAGAUUCGCCUCCUAAGGUGGAGGGUGCCUCGAARCCCAAGAUGGCUGCCRUAGUGGGUGGAACAAUGGCUGUGCURAUAAUUAUUAUAAUAGUAUUAGUUGUAGUAAUUUUCUUAUAUAGGAGAAAGCGAAAACCGACAAGAACUUCAGAGGAAGAUAGAGAUCGCGGAGACAGAACCACGAACAAAUUGUUAGAUGAACAAAAAUGGCUGUAUAUUGAAGUAGCGUGCAUUGUUCUAAAAUUAGACUUUACAGAGAAAAUGAAGUACUAUAAAAAAUCCUUUGCAGUUUGUCUUCUUGUUAUGGUUGUGUGCAUAGUCAAGGAUUGUUCUUCGUUUUGUAAACCAUUCAACAAGUCUACAGGCAUUGCUGAGUUGUGUGGAUACCCUUCAACGUCUAACUUUACUCAUGACAAACACUACAUUAGUGCCUUAAACGGUCUAAGGUCAGUCUCCAAAAUUCUUUCCUCGUGUUCUGAGUAUGCGAACGUGAUCGCCUGUUCGGUUUAUACUCCUCGAUGCGAAGAAAAUAUACCAGGACCUUUUCUGCCAUGCCGAAGAGUCUGUGAUGAAGUCAAUAGGCAAUGUAGGGACAGAAUACCAMAGUUCACAUUGGAGUGGAUUAUUGGGAUGUGCCAACUCCUACCUGAAAAAGAUGAUCCCAACACMAAACUAGGAUACCUUGGAAGGUGCUUUGAACCGCCAAACUUCAAGACCAACCUCACUAGAAGUAUACCACUAAAGUGCAACAAGCUCGUUGUACCAAUAUGCCAGCAUCUCGGUUAUACACAUACAGUUGUGUCGGUAGCGCGUCAAAAGGCGCACGCUUCGUGGGCAUGUAGGAAGAUAAACAACGCCAUUGACACCACAACAUGUUCUUUGCCUCAGAAAAGGUUCUUUUGUAUGGAGARUUUUCCUCCGUGUAUCAACAACACUAUUGGGUUCUACUGUCGUUCAAAGUGUAAUGAUUUCUUUCAAAUGAAUUGUACCAAAGCAUUCAACUAUGAGAGAGACAUUUGUAUGGAAAUGCCUGAAGGAAGUAGCGAGAAUGACGUUUGUGAGCAGACGCACUGGCCGCGUGCGCUUAACUGGCCUCAGGUGAGAGAUGCAGCCCAAAAGAAAAACGAAAAGACGACGCCAACUGUGGAUUCAAGUGUAACCAUGACCACCGCAGCUCCAGAAGCAACAGGAGAGCAGAACACGACAACUAAACCAGGGGAUUCCAAUGAUCCGUCCGCUAUAAAGGCAACGCCAAAAUCUCACAAAGMCAAGGUCGCGCCCAUUGUUGGGGGAUUAAUGGCCGGAAUAUGCGUGAUCGCUUUGGGACUACUAAUAGCAUACUUGAUUUACAAAAGCAAGAAAAGAGCGGCUGCAUUUCCACGCGAUAAACAAAUCCUCUACAACGAAGACAACGUCGAAAUCUGAAAUCCGUAUACUAAGGAAGAAUAA